This is a messenger RNA of Anopheles coustani, 2474 nucleotides long. RefSeq names its product gamma-aminobutyric acid receptor subunit beta-like (gene Lcch3). The record is from RefSeq and is a predicted model, not a curated record. Gene Ontology annotation, molecular function: GABA-A receptor activity; extracellular ligand-gated monoatomic ion channel activity; neurotransmitter receptor activity. Gene Ontology annotation, cellular component: neuron projection; synapse; membrane. Bases 292 to 1782 code for a protein of 496 amino acids. The transcript is spliced from 9 exons. Gene Ontology annotation, biological process: monoatomic ion transmembrane transport; chemical synaptic transmission; regulation of membrane potential. Lineage: Eukaryota; Metazoa; Arthropoda; Insecta; Diptera; Culicidae.
AUGAGCGGUUGAUUAGUCUGGUAGGAUGGUUUAACUAGAGAGGUACAUCUGGACAUCAAUAUGGAGGCGAUGCUCUAGAAUGGAACAGCGAGUCGUACGGAUAGCACCACGGAUGUUGCACUAAGAGAUUGGGUCACACCUGAGUUUACAAAUCAUUCCGAAGUCGAAAAGAUCCACCGGAAAGAGAAAGAGAAAGAGAGAGAUAGAGGGAGAGAGCGAGCGUGAUCUCACCUCAGGAAACCUGCUGCAGACCCCGGGUCCGGAGCGUCCCAUUCAUGAUAGUUUAUCAACAUGUGGCAAUUUGCGGUUCUAUUCCUUUUGAACUCGGUACAGCAGAAUCAUGCGUUGCGCAGCGUUCACCAGAAGUCGAUGGCGGCUGGCAGGCUGGAAAAUGUGACACAGACAAUAUCGCGCAUACUGGAGGGCUACGACAUUCGUUUACGGCCGAACUUUGGAGGUGAGCCAUUGCACGUGGGGAUGGACCUUACGAUAGCGAGCUUCGAUGCGAUAUCGGAAGUAAACAUGGAUUACACGAUCACCAUGUACCUCAACCAGUAUUGGAAGGACGAGCGGCUAGCGUUCAAUGCGUUCGCCCUGUGGAGCGACAAUCCGAACGAGCAGACGGGCGAGAUCAUGAUCGAGGACGACGGUGCGAACGACGUCAUCACGCUGUCGGGGGACUUCGCCGAGAAGAUCUGGGUACCGGAUACGUUCUUCGCCAACGACAAGAACAGCUUCCUGCACGACGUCACCGAGCGAAACAAGCUGGUGCGGCUCGCCGGCGACGGUGCGGUCACGUACGGGAUGCGCUUCACCACCACGCUCGCCUGCAUGAUGGACCUGCACUACUACCCGCUCGACUCGCAAAACUGUACCGUCGAGAUCGAGAGCUAUGGCUACACAGUCUCCGACGUGGUGAUGUACUGGAAGUCUACUCCUAUCCGUGGCGUCGAGGAAGCGGAACUACCCCAGUUCACCAUCAUCGGGUACGAGACCAACGAUCGCAAGGAAAAGCUGGCUACCGGUAUUUACCAGCGGCUGUCGCUCUCGUUCAAGCUCCAGCGGAAUAUCGGCUACUUUGUGUUUCAGACAUAUCUACCAAGCAUACUGAUCGUGAUGCUGUCGUGGGUGUCCUUCUGGAUUAACCACGAGGCGACCUCGGCCCGCGUCGCCCUCGGCAUCACCACCGUGCUGACGAUGACGACCAUCAGCACCGGCGUGCGGAGCUCGCUGCCGCGCAUCUCCUACGUCAAGGCGAUCGACAUCUACCUGGUGAUGUGCUUCGUGUUCGUGUUCGCCGCGCUGCUGGAGUACGCCGCCGUCAACUACACCUACUGGGGUGCCCGGGCCAAGAAGAAGAGCAAAAAGACCAAGGAAGCCGAGCGGAAGGUGUUCGGCAAAACGGAGAAGGCGUCCUGCUCAUCCGAUGACAUCAUCGAGCUGCAGGACAUACGUUUGAGCCCGAUCGCAUCGCUUCGCAACCGGCACUACGCGAACACCAUCACCACCUCCGACAGUGUGGACUCGGCCAAGUUUCCGCCCAGCUUUCGAAUCGCCCGCUCGUACGGCUCCAGCACCCGGAGUGGUUUGCGAUACCGCAGCACUAGAGGUCAGUGUCGGCCGAAGAUGCUGCACGCGAUCAAACGGGGCGCCUCCGUGAUCAAGGCGUCCAUCCCGAAGAUCAAGGACGUCAACGUGAUCGACAAGUACUCGCGGGUCAUCUUUCCCGUCAGCUUCGCUGCCUUUAACGCCGGCUACUGGAUCUUCUACGUGCUCGAGUGACCUUCAGUCAACUAAAGGCGUAAUCUCUCUCGGUAGCGUAAUAUGCAGCUAACGUAGGAACUUCCUCCCUCAACAUUUGGAACAUGACCCGUAGCGACCUUUCAGCAGCCAGACGUUUGUGGUAGAACUACUGAGACAUCGACACGGCGUACGAAAUGGAGGAAUAAAAGGACAAGAGACGCACCAUCUCUCUACUCCCACCUUCUACUUCUUUUUCAAUCGCACACGCAAACAUACAUUUCACACACACUCGAACACACAAAAAAUACCAAUGACACUAAACCCCACGCCGCAUGUUAGUCCUUUUCACCCCACUCCCUCCCACCCUGUACCAGUUUGUUACAGCUCGAAUUAGCGAAAAAACAGGACUACGAUUGAAAAAACGAACCCCUUAAAAAAUUACUCUUCUUCAAAUGGUAGUUAUUGGAAGCGGUAGCGAGGGCUUCCCCCCUCAAUUCCGGGAAUUCUGCAAAAAGAAAAAAAAUAAAGGCAACAAGCAACCCCGAAAAAAGUCACACACACACACGAGAAGAAACCAAAACAAAUAAUAAAAGCAAAAACCAAGUAAGGCUUAACAAAUUUGUAAAGAUAAUCAAAGAUAAUCAAAGAUGAUGAAGUCAUAUUUUUUUCCAGACAAAUAAAACUAAGGUAUGUCAAAAAGACGAUGCUUAAGCCACGGCGGUCGGCUUCGU